Molecule: messenger RNA, 823 nt
Organism: Mangifera indica (mango)
Lineage: Eukaryota; Viridiplantae; Streptophyta; Magnoliopsida; Sapindales; Anacardiaceae
Product: chaperonin-like RBCX protein 1, chloroplastic
Exons: 6
Coding region: 226-606 (126 amino acids)
Biological process (GO): ribulose bisphosphate carboxylase complex assembly
Molecular function (GO): protein folding chaperone
Source: RefSeq, a predicted model, not a curated record
UUCUGGGUUUGGAUAAUCACUCAAAUUCACAAGCAAAGACCCCCACAAAAAUUCUUUUCAAUUCCAUAAUUUCUCAGUUCCAUUAUUAAUGGAAACCUGCUCUGUUCUCCCUCUCUCAAACCUCUCCUUUUCCCCCCAAAACUCAACAGAAACAAAGCUUUCCCUUCUUCUCCAUCCGAUUUUAACCAGAGGAUUUCUCAUUCCACUCGCUUGCUUUGCCAAAAAAUGUAUGUUCCAGGUUUUGCAGGAGCAUCGCCAGAAGCUAAGGCGGCCAAAAACCUCAACAAUUUUUUCAAUUAUAUUGCAGUUAAGAUUGUCACUGCCCAGCUUGAGAGCUAUAACCGUGAGGCAUAUGAAGAAAUAACGGAGUUUCUGGGUAGCCACUCUCUGAAUGAUGGUGACAAAUUCAUCUCCGAAUUGAUGCGCGAAUCUUCACAGCACAAGGGUUUAGCUCUUCGCAUCCUGGAGGUCCGAUCAGCAUACUGUAAAAACGAUUUUGAAUGGGAUAAUUUGAAGCGGUUGGCCAUUAAGAUGGUGAAUGAAUCAAACACAAGACUCAUGAGAGAUUAUGUCUUGGAAACCAGUCCUGUAGAAGCUGAGAAGUGAUCAGAAUCUGCAUGCAUGCACGUCGGCUUUGCAAUGCAGACGAGGCUGUUGGGGUUCUGUUGCUAUGCAAUUGCAUAAGCUGAUAAGCACUAAAAUUGAACUUCUAUAGGCGGUGUUCUAGCCUAUUCGUGUGUAUAUAUAUAUAGUUACAUAAACAAUAGAGCUCUGUACUUUCCUUGUACUAAUAUUGAUUUAGUGGAGAUAUUGUUGGUACUCU